AUGGGAACAUCUCCUAAAGAGCUCAACCAGCUUGCUCGCCAGCUCAAAUCUCUUCAUGUCCCUGGUGAACCUCUGAUCCUGACAAACGUCUACGAUGCCUGUACCGCCUCAGAGAUAGCCUCUCUUCCCUCAACCAAGGCUGUGGCAACUGCUUCUUUCGCGAUUGCCGCCAGCAUGGGCAUUGAGGAUGAAAACACCAUGCCUCUCAGCGACAAUUUGGCGGGAGUGCGCAGGGUGGCUACGGGCUUACGCAAUGCUGGCAAGGCCAAUACAUUGCCACUGACGGCGGAUUUGCAGGACGGAUACGCCGACCCUGCAGAAGCAGUCAGGCAGGCUAUCGAGAUAGGAGUGGUAGGUUGCAACAUCGAGGAUGUCGACAACAGCCUCCAACCACCAAAACUGAGACCACUCGACGAAGCAAAGAGCCGAAUUGAGGCUGCCGUUCGAGCAGCCAGGGAAGCAGGGGUCCCCGAUUUCGUGGUCAACGCUCGCACGGAUGUCUUGGGGUUCGAUGGGACGGUUGACGAUGUCGUGGAGCGAGGCCGAGCAUUUCUAGAAGCAGGUGCUACGACGGUAUUUGUCUGGGGCGUGAGGAAGAAAGUGAUCACAGAACAAGAGGUGAGAGAAAUGGCGAGCGGGCUGGACGGGAAAUUGGCCGUGCUUGCCCAAGGCUGUACUAUCGAAGCCCUGAAGCAGGCUGGCGUUAGCCGCAUCUCUGUUGGGCCUACGCUGUUGUUGAAAGCUCUCAAGUUCAUUCGAAACGAAGCUACGGCCAUACUAGAGGUGAAGCAGUGGUCUAUGGGAAACUGA
Cladophialophora psammophila CBS 110553 is the source of this 810-nucleotide messenger RNA. RefSeq lists its product as uncharacterized. The transcript has a single exon. NCBI's taxonomy places the organism in Eukaryota, Fungi, Ascomycota, Eurotiomycetes, Chaetothyriales, Herpotrichiellaceae. The record is from RefSeq and is a predicted model, not a curated record. The coding region runs from base 1 to 810 and encodes 269 amino acids. Gene Ontology annotation, molecular function: catalytic activity.